GUCAGUGUCCUACUGUCCUUAUUCUCCUCGAGAAAAACCGUUACCACAGGAACACAAAAGACACCAACAACACCAACAAUAAAAAAUAAUGUCAUGCCAGGAUAACAUUGCUGCGGGUCAUUUCCUGAUGGAUUCUUUGAUGGGAGGAUCAUCUUCUUCCUAUAGAGGCGAGGGCUUCUCCAGCAGCAACCCAGGAAUGUACAUCCACUCGGCUGCAUCUGAGUAUGGAUGCUCAAUGAUGAGACAUUUUGGAGUAGUUGGAUCGCCCCUUCCCAAAAAAGACGAGGUUCCUCCGAGUAGCCACCCUCUCGGCUCCUACCAAGAUGCGCUUUACCUGUCAUCCCAACUGGGCACUUGGACCUCUGUUUCUAAAACUAACAGUGACGAGCAACCUGUUGCCCAGUCCAGUUUACAACCGUGUUCGUUUCCAAUCGACAACGUCAAAAAGGAGGCGUUCUGUUGUCUGUAUCAGGGUGACAGUAGCAGCAGGGCUAAUACGGACAAUACAGAGUCGGCUACUUACAUUCGGCUUGGGAACAAUAGCAGCAGCCAGACGGACCAAACCGCUGUCUCGGAGGUGUCCGAAUGUUAUGGAGGAGUAAGAGGGGUAUACCCAGGAGAGAGCAGGGGACAGCGAGAGGAGCAGUUCGGGACAGGCUUUGCGUCUUUGGCCCCGGUGACGACAUCUGUUGAAUCACCAAGAGAAUCAACGGUUAACAAAUCUACGCAGGAGAAAGUUAGCGAGGAAACAGGCAUCGAAGAGGAAGAACAGCGAAAGCGCAAGAAAGAAGAGAGUGCAAAGACUGACAGUUGUUCUGAUAACUCUGACGAAUUGAAAGAUGAUUUUACAUUGGAAAAUGCUCCAGGAAACUGGUUAAAAGCCAAAACUGGACGGAAGAAGAGAUGCCCGUACACGAAGCAUCAGACGCUCGAGCUGGAAAAGGAGUUCUUGUUUAACAUGUAUCUGUCUCGCGAGCGCCGUCUGGAGAUCAGUAAGAGUAUCGAUCUGACCGAUAGACAGGUAAAGAUCUGGUUCCAGAACCGAAGGAUGAAGCUCAAGAAACUCAAUAGUGAAAGUCGGGGUCGGGAUCAUCUUAUGGCGGCCUACAACUUCACCUGAAAUUAUAUUAUCUAUAAAACCCUUC
Molecule: messenger RNA, 1145 nt
Organism: Oncorhynchus tshawytscha (Chinook salmon)
Lineage: Eukaryota; Metazoa; Chordata; Actinopteri; Salmoniformes; Salmonidae
Product: homeobox protein Hox-C10a-like
Exons: 2
Coding region: 89-1120 (343 amino acids)
Biological process (GO): regulation of transcription by RNA polymerase II
Cellular component (GO): nucleus
Molecular function (GO): RNA polymerase II cis-regulatory region sequence-specific DNA binding; DNA-binding transcription factor activity, RNA polymerase II-specific
Source: RefSeq, a predicted model, not a curated record